Molecule: messenger RNA, 3808 nt
Organism: Schistocerca gregaria
Lineage: Eukaryota; Metazoa; Arthropoda; Insecta; Orthoptera; Acrididae
Exons: 10
Coding region: 235-3057 (940 amino acids)
Biological process (GO): DNA damage response; positive regulation of protein phosphorylation; cell population proliferation
Cellular component (GO): nucleus
Source: RefSeq, a predicted model, not a curated record
GACUAUAUACUAAAGAAAUUCCCAUGAGAACUUGAGACUCUGAGAUAAUCUUUGUGUUUGUUUGUUUCACGAAUAAUCGUGGCUAUGUUGUGUGUUGAUCAAGGUGAGGAGUGUUGUAUUGCGAAGUUUGACCAAGCUUUGGAAGGAAUGACAGUUGUAUGUUGUUGAUUUGAUAUUUUCCAUCCGUUCAACGCUGUGUAACCGAUUGUUGUUUUUUUUCGAUUGAGCUUGAAAAUGUCUGCUGUAAACACAGAAGAAAAACUGAGAUUGGUUUUACAUGGUCUAUUGAACUCUGACUGCAAGUUAGUCGACGACACAUACUUAGAAAAACUCCUCAGCCACAUUCCUGCGAUCGUCGGUAGUUCAGAAAAUGGUAACUGGUCAACAAGUGGUGGUCUGUGUCUUGAGUGGCUCCACCAAGUGCAAGAGUCAUGGCAGUUAUUGCCACCUCACCCUUCAUUAAUGGCAUUUGCUUUGAGACUAUUGGCAGCGCUUACACAUGAUGAACAGAGAUUUACCUUUCUACAGAAAAUGAACACUGUCAGUAUCUUCUGUCAAAAAAUGAAGCUUCAGAACAACAAAAAUGUUUCAUUAAAUUUAGCUUAUACUAUUCUGCUGUCGUCAGUCAUACAGCAUAAGGAAGGAAGAAGAUGGGUAGUAGCUAAUGGGUUGUGGAAGGAUGUCAUAAACUUCUGCCUUAGCGAUGCAAGCAUAUAUGUUGCUCGAGAAGGUCAAAAAUUUGUCGCAGAUCUUUUUAGUAACUUGCUAAAGGAUGGAACACCUGGUGUUGCAGCUGUUGAAGAAAUUAUGAGAUAUGCCAUGAAUCCUGUUCUUAUUGGCAGAAACAGCUUUGCAGUAGACGUAAAAAUCAAACAAGACAAAAUGUUACCAAGUAUAGGUAUAAUGUGUUACGUUUUUGAAACCUCAAUGGAUGUAAGAAAUUUGGCUGUUUUGUGUGGCAUUAUAAACAAAUACAGUUUAGAGACAGUGGCAUGGUCACUGUUAAAUGGCAGCCUUGACAAUAUAUUUGUUGCACAAAUAUCAAGGUUCCUAGCACUCCUUUACUUUGUUUUGUUCAAAUACAAGGCUAGUUCGUCUGGCCACAUAACAUUAGAACAUGUGAAGGAAAUAGAUGCAAGUAUUGUAAACUUGUUGUCUGCAUUGUUUGCAAAAGGUUUUGUGAGAAACGCUCUGAAAAUUAUUGUCCAGUCUCAUUUCCAGUGGCACGAAUUUAUUAAAAUAAUCCAAAUUGAUCCUGAAGCCAGGAAGCAUGAAUUUGAGAAUCAGCUGUUAGCCUUACAGGUGGGACCAAUUCUUGCUAUUCUGUCCAGUAACACGAUCUCACAUGAAUAUUUCGAUGAAUUUUGCACAAAACUGACUGGUUUGAUGCAUCAGGAAACUGUUCGGGCAGUAUAUGCAAUUAAGAAAAUGCUGAGGGACCAGCCCAACAGUCAUGAGGUUGCUCACAUGGCUGUACUUAGUAUAUUACAGAUAAAGGAUGUAAUGGACAAGGAUAAAGCAGUGGUUGUGUUCCAGGUUUUAAUGUAUAGCUUAAAAGAGUUUAUGCCACCAUCUGUGCAGUGUCUUCCAGGAUACACCAUUGAUUCGUAUGACUUUCCAAUAGAGUAUCCAGAGUUACUCUCAACAGUCUUGGAGGCUUUAAUGAUGCUAAUCACAAACUUCCACAUUGUAUGGUCACAAAGUGUAGAAUCCAUUUGCAUCUUCACAUUUCUAUCAAUUUUACUCCAAAAUCCAAACCUCAGUUGCAGGGAUGCAGUUCAGGCCCUGAAGCUUAUGGGAGAAGUUUUAGUGUCCUUCAUGCCUCCAAAUCUGGCACUUUUAGUGGUCCCUGUGAAGGACAGUUCAAUAAAUAAUCUUGGACCAGUUGUGAGGCAACGCUUACAUGAUGUCAACUGGGAGGUACGAGACUCUGCCCUUGAGGUGCUGCGGAACGUCGUCACAAUAUCUGAAAUCAAAUUCCCAGUUUUCCAGGAUCAUCUGUUGGAACAUGAGUUAAUUGGUUUGGUUGUAGCAAUGUCAAUAGAUGAUGCAGAAAGUUAUGUCCGUGCAUCUGCAAUAAACUGCUUAUGUCAUAUGGUGAAAAUUGAACGCUUUUGGGCUGAAUGUCUUUUUGCUCAGGACUUAUCAGGUAAAAUGACAAACAUUUUGAAAAAAGAUACAGAAGGUAUAGUACGAAAGGAAGCAGCAGCUCUAAUGACUGAACUGUAUGAACAUGAUAAGCUGAGGAAAGAGAUAUUACCUGUUGUGUACAGCACAAUGUCUGCUGCUGCACUUGGUGAUUUGUACUGGGAAGUCCAAGUAAAUGCUCUUACCUUUUGGGAAAAAGUUAUCGAUCAUGCUAUGGUAAAUCAAGGCAUGAUUGAUGGUGCAUUUCCUAGUGUCACAUUUUCAAAGGAGAAUCGUAAAAUUGUGACAUUGACUGAAAAGGAAAUACAAUCACGCCUGAGAAAAGUUCUCUCAGAACUGUCACAAAUUGGAUGUUUACAGGUUCUUCUUGUGUUGAUUCAAGACUGUAAUAUGCGUGUUGUGUGCAAAGCAGCAUCUGUUAUAACAUCAAUUUCAAAAUCAUUAUCAGAACAUGAUUUGCUGUCACCAGCUGCAAAACAUCUUCCAGACUUGGUGAUGUCCAGUUGCACUGAAAGAUUUCCUGACAUGCCUGCUAGCAGAGUGCAAGGACCACGUUUUGCCAGCAACAGUGAGGUUGACUCUAUUCCUACUACUCCACAAAAGCGCCAAACAGAAACCUCUGCUAGUGUCAUAAAUUCUAUAGUCCAACAAUCAGAUAUGAAACUUCUGCAGGAUGUAUACAGAAGCAAAUUGAGUGUUCCACAUCCAUUUGAUCAUCGUGUGACAACAAUAUGCAGCAGUGUAAGUCCAGAAGAUUUUCUUCACGCUCUUGGAACACUCAACAUCCAGAAAAUGAUUCAAGAAAAGAAUCGUUGGCUUGAAUAUUACUCUGAUGACUUUGGUUCUUUACUUGAUGAUAUACUAGCUUCAAAUGAAGCUAAAGAAUACAAUGCUAUUGAUUGUUACUGAUAGAAUGCAGUCUGUGUAUGUGAUAUUGUGUGCCAAUUCAUUUAUUUUAAUUAAACUGUGUAGUUUUGCAAAAUAUAGAACAUAAAAAACAAAAAGAAAAGAUUGAGAUGUGCAGUCCAUUGUAAAGUAUUUUAUUAAUGGUUGAUGUAAAUAGUUUUGUAUGAGGAACAAACAUAUUGGAUCACUAUCAUAAAUGAAGAAAAUAUUUUAAAUGUUUUUGACUUUUUAUAUAUUCUAUUAUAGUUUAUUGGCUGUUAAUUGUAACUGAAGAUACAUAUUUUUCGUUUCCAUAAAAUAAUUAAUGGAAAAUUCAGUCAAUAUUUCAUGAUUUUUUUUAAUGAAAUAGACGAGAAAAAAAUUGCAAAAAAUACAAAUUAUGUUAAAAUAACAAACUUCAUUAUUAUGCAUUUAUUUUUAACAUUUCAGUAUGUUUUUGCUUGCAUACCUCGGGAAGUAAUGAGUCACUGAGUAUAAUGAAAGUAUUGAUGUGAAAUGUAACAUUUACAAUAUGUAUUUGUAUAUUAGUGAUUUUUAAGCAGAUAUUGAAUCUGCACAUAUUUUGCUAGAAAUUUACCAUGAGACUAGGUGUACAGUGAGUUGUCAGAAAAUGAGUUCCUUGAAUAAAUAUUAUUGUACAUAGUUGGAACUCAUUUCUUGAGGGUUUUGAAAAAUGGAAUUAGUUAUGCUUGGAACUGUGAUAUAAGAAUUGUGUAAAAUAUGUUUUAGGAUGAAUAAAGGAAAUUAACAGUUA